Myotis daubentonii (Daubenton's bat) is the source of this 5903-nucleotide messenger RNA. It is a transcript of the gene XRN1, whose product is annotated as 5'-3' exoribonuclease 1. Gene Ontology annotation, biological process: rRNA catabolic process; nuclear-transcribed mRNA catabolic process. NCBI's taxonomy places the organism in Eukaryota, Metazoa, Chordata, Mammalia, Chiroptera, Vespertilionidae. Gene Ontology annotation, molecular function: RNA binding; 5'-3' RNA exonuclease activity. The record is from RefSeq and is a predicted model, not a curated record. Gene Ontology annotation, cellular component: nucleus.
CACUCUAUGGUCGGGCGGGCGGUGUGUUGUCAUCAGCCGAGCGACGGCGGCGGCGGCGGCGGCGGCCCCGGCGGGCGUUCGGUUUCGGUUUGGCCCUCAGUGGGGUUGUGUUGAAGUGGAGAUGGGAGUCCCCAAGUUUUACCGAUGGAUCUCGGAGCGGUACCCCUGCCUCAGCGAAGUGGUGAAAGAGCAUCAGAUACCUGAAUUUGACAACUUGUAUCUGGAUAUGAAUGGAAUUAUACAUCAGUGUUCCCAUCCUAAUGAUGAUGAUGUUCACUUCAGAAUUUCAGAUGAUAAAAUUUUUACUGAUAUUUUUCACUACUUGGAAGUGUUGUUUCGCAUUAUUAAACCUAGGAAAGUGUUUUUUAUGGCUGUUGAUGGUGUGGCUCCUCGAGCAAAAAUGAACCAGCAGCGUGGAAGGCGUUUUAGGUCAGCAAAGGAGGCAGAAGACAAAAUAAAAAAGGCAAUAGAAAAAGGAGAGACUCUUCCUACAGAGGCCAGGUUUGACUCCAACUGUAUUACACCAGGGACUGAAUUCAUGGCCAGGUUACAUGAACACCUGAAGUAUUUUGUAAAUAUGAAAAUUUCUACAGACAAGUCAUGGCAAGGAGUUACCAUCUAUUUCUCAGGCCAUGAGACUCCUGGAGAAGGAGAACAUAAAAUCAUGGAAUUUAUCAGAUCCGAGAAAGCAAAGCCAGAUCAUGAUCCAAACACCAGACACUGUCUUUAUGGUUUAGAUGCUGACUUGAUUAUGCUUGGAUUAACAAGCCAUGAGGCACAUUUUUCUCUUUUAAGAGAAGAGGUUCGGUUUGGUGGCAAAAAGACACAAAGGGUAUGCGCACCAGAAGAAACCACAUUUCACCUCCUACACUUGUCUUUGAUGAGAGAGUAUAUUGAUUAUGAGUUUUCAGUAUUAAAAGAUAAGAUCCCAUUUAAAUAUGAUAUUGAAAAGAUAAUAGAUGAUUGGAUUUUGAUGGGAUUUCUUGUUGGCAAUGAUUUUAUCCCCCAUCUACCUCAUUUACAUAUUAAUCAUGAUGCACUGCCUCUUCUUUAUGGAACAUAUAUUAUCAUCCUACCAGAACUUGGGGGUUAUAUUAAUGAAAAUGGGUAUCUCAACUUACCUCGAUUUGAGAAAUACCUUGUGAAAUUAUCAGAUUUUGAUCGGGAGCACUUCAGUGAAGUUUUUGUGGACCUAAAGUGGUUUGAAAGCAAAGUUGGUAACAAGUACCUCAAUGAAGCAGCAGGUGUUGCAGCAGAAGAAGCCAGGAACUACAAGGAAAAGAAAAAAUCAAAGGGCCAGGAAAACUCUAUAUGUUGGGCUGCAUUAGAUAAAAAUAGAGAAGAAGCUGUAACUUCUAAGGAUCAUUUGGAGGAUGAGACUGAAGAAGAUGACCUAUUUGAAACUGAGUUCAGACAAUAUAAAAGGACAUAUUACAUGACGAAGAUGGGAGUGGACAUAGUGUCUGAUGAUUUUCUGGCUGAUCAAGCUGCAUGUUAUAUUCAGGCAAUACAGUGGAUUUUGCACUAUUACUAUCAUGGAGUUCAGUCCUGGAGCUGGUAUUAUCCUUACCAUUAUGCACCUUUCCUGUCUGAUAUACGCAACAUCAGUACACUCAAAAUCCAUUUUGAACUAGGAAAACCUUUUAUGCCAUUCGAGCAACUUCUGGCUGUACUUCCAGCAGCUAGCAAAAAUUUACUUCCUACAUGCUACCAGCAUUUGAUGACCAGUGAGGACUCACCCAUUAUAGAAUAUUAUCCACCUGAUUUUAAAACUGACCUAAAUGGGAAACAACAGGAAUGGGAAGCUGUGGUACUAAUACCUUUUAUUGAUGAGAAGCGAUUGUUGGAAGCCAUGGAGACAUGUAAUCACUCCCUCAAAAAAGAAGAGAGGAAAAGAAACCAACAUAGUGAGUGCUUAAUGUGCUGGUAUGAUAGAGACACAGAGUUCACCUAUCCCUCUCCAUGGCCAGAGAAAUUCCCUGCCAUAGAACAAUGUCGUACAAGGUAUAAAGUAAUAUCAUUAGAUGCUUGGCAUGUAGACAUAAGCAAGAACAAAAUAACCAGGGUUGACCAGAAGGCUUUAUAUUUCUGUGGAUUUCCUACUCUGAAACACAUCAAACACAAAUUUUUUUUGAAGAAAAGCGGAGUUCAAGUAUUCCAGCAGAGCAGUCGUGGAGAAAACAUGAUGUUGGAAAUCUUAGUUAAUGCAGAAUCAGAUGAACUUAGUGUAGAAAAUGUAGCUUCAUUGGUGCUUGGAAAGUCUGUCUUUGUUAAUUGGCCUCAUCUUGAAGAAGCUAGAGUUGUUGGUAUAUCCGAUGGAGAAACCAAGUUUUACUUGGAAGAACCUCCAGGCAUACAGAAGCUUUAUCUGGGAAGAACUGCUCCACCAUCUAAAGUGGUUCAUCUUGGAGAAAAAGAACAAUCUAACUGGGCAAAAGAAGUACAAGGAAUUUCAGAAUACUACCUGAGAAGAAAAGGAAUAAUAAUAAAUGAAACAUCUGCAGUUGUAUAUGUUCAGUUACUCACAGGUCAUAGAUAUCAAAUAAAUCAAAAUGGUGAAGUUCGUCUAGAGAAACAGUGGUCAAAACAAGUUCUUCCUUUUGUUUAUCAAGCUGUUGUCAAGGACAUCCGAGCUUUUGAUUCCCGUUUCUCCAAUAUCAAAACUUUGGAUGACUUGUUUCCUCCUAGAAGUAUGGUCUUUAUGCUGGGAACUCCCUAUUAUGGCUGUGCUGGAGAAGUUCAGGAUUCAGGGGAUGUGAUUACAGAAGGUAGGAUUCGUGUGGUUUUCAGCAUUCCAUGUGAACCCAAUCUUGAUGCUUUAAUACAGAACCAACAUAAAUAUUCUAUAAAGUACAACCCAGGAUAUGUGUUGGCCAGUCGCCUUGGAGUGAGUGGAUACCUUGUUUCAAGGUUUACAGGAAGUAUUUUUAUUGGAAGAGGAUCUAGGAGAAACCCUCACGGAGACCAUAAAGCAAAUGUGGGUUUGAAUCUCAAGUUCAACAAGAAAAAUGAGGAGGUACCAGGAUAUACUAAGAAAGUUGGAAAUGAGUGGAUGUAUUCAUCUGCCACCGAACAACUUCUUGCAGAGUACAUAGAGAGAGCUCCAGAACUAUUUAGUUAUAUAGCCAAAAAUAGCCAAGAGGAUGUAUUCUAUGAAGAUGACAUUUGGCCUGGAGAAAAUGAGAAUGGUGCUGAGAAAGUUCAAGAAAUUAUUACUUGGCUAAAGGGACAUCCUGUCAGUACAUUGUCUCGUUCUUCAUGUGAUUUACAAAUUCUGGAUGCAGCUGUUGUUGAAAAAAUUGAGGAAGAAGUCGAAAAGUACAAGCAAAGAAAGAAUAAUAAGAAGGUACGGGUGACAGUGAAGCCCCAUUUGCUGUACAGACCUUUAGAACAGCAGCAUGGAGUCAUUCCUGAUCGGGAUGCAGAGUUCCGUCUCUUUGACCGGGUUGUGAAUGUGAGAGAGGACUUUUCAGUGCCAGUUGGUCUUCGGGGCACCGUCAUAGGAAUUAAAGGAGCUAAUAGAGAAGCUGAUGUCCUAUUUGAAGUUUUAUUUGAUGAAGAAUUUCCUGGAGGCUUAACAAUAAGGUGCUCACCUGGUAGGGGAUAUCGACUGCCAACAAGUGCCUUGGUGAACCUUUCUCAUGGGAGUCGCUCAGAAACUGGAAAUCAGAAGUUGACAGCCAUUGUGAAACCACAACCAGCUGUGAAUCACUAUAGCUUGAAUUCGUCAGUUUCAUCUGGUCAUUUGGGAGGCCUGAACCAUUCCCCUCAAUCUCUUUUUGUUUCUACGCAAGUAAAGACUCUUUCUGUACCUACUAAAGAUGAUGAUGAAUUUUGCAACAUUUGGCAGUCCUUACAGGGAUCCAGAAAGGUUCAGCACUUUCAGCCAACUCUACAAGAGAAGGGUGCAGUUCUACCUCAAGAAGUAACUCAACAUCAUAAAUCUGACUUAAAUGACAACAGUGUUAAAUGUCAGCAAAGAAAACAUGAGCCUCACAGAAAAUUUAAGGAAGAAUCUAGGAGCCCUAAAACUGAGAGUUGGUCACAAAAAAUGUCAAAUAAUCAGACAUUUGGACGGCCUGGCAAAUGUAAUAAUACUAAGCUACUGAAGAGAAAUGAAAGUACGGAAGUCUCAGAAAACCAAAAGGUUAGGACUGGUUAUCCAAAAACUGUUGAUAAGCCUAACACUGGAUUUGAGGACUUUCUAGCAUCCUUGAAUAUCUCCAGAGAAAAGGAAGCACAGUCAUCUCCUCACGAAGAGCCUCCCAGGGAAGAACAUUGGUCACCACAGUCAUUCGCUAUGAAGGGAACACAGAUGCUUAAAGAAAUUCUAAAAAUUGAUGGCUCUGGUAGUGUGGACCAUAAGAACGAAAUGAAGCAGUUUGGUAAUGAAGUCAUUGUUUCCUGUAAUAGAAGAGAUGAAUAUGGACCUUCCUCACAGCCUAAACAAAAUGAGAAAUUAACAUCUUAUGUGAACAAGCCUCAAAGUGCUAGUGAGUACCAUCAUGUUCGGUCUAUAGACAAUGUAUGCUGGCCUGCUUCAAGCCAGAUCCCUCCUGUGUCCACACCAGUAACUGAACUCUCAAAAAUUUGUUCCCUUAUUGGAAUGCCACAACCAGAUUUCUCCUUUCUUAGAACACCACAGACAAUGAUAGUUUGCCAGGUGAAAUUACCUAAUGGCUUGCUGGUGCAUGGACCACAGUGCCGUUCUGAAGAAGAAGCCAAGGACAAAGCUGCACUUUUUGCUUUACAACAGUUGGGCUCCUUAGGAAUGAAUUUCCCUUUGCCUCCACCGAUAUUUACAAAUUAUCCUCCUGCUGUACCACCUGGAACCAUUCCUCCAGUUUUUCCCCAACCUACUGCUAAUAUAAUGCCUUCAUCAUCUCAUCUCUUUGGCUCAGUGCCAUGGGGAGCACCAGUGCCAGUUUCUGGAAAGCCCUUUCAUCAUACUUCAUAUUCUGGGGCCAUGCCCAUGGCUGGGGGAAUGGCAGGUGGUGUGCACAAUCAAUUCAUACCUCUACAGGUUACUAAAAAAAGGGUUGCAAACAAAAAGAACUUUGAGAAUAAGGAGGCCCAGAGUUCUCAAGCCACCCCACUUCAGACUAGCCAGCCAGGGUCUUCCGAUGUCCCCAAAGUGAUUCCACAGGAGAGUUCAUCAGCUCCCUUCAAGUCCUCUCAGAUUACUCAGCCUGCAUCUUCCUUUCAAGUUGAAGCUGCCUCGCAAGGCCAUAGUAUAUCUCACCAUAAGUCAGCACCCAGCUCUUCUUCAAGAAAAAAAUCAAGAAAACUAGCUGUCAAUUUUGGCAUUUCUAAACCUUCUGAAUAAAUGUGGUACUUGAAGUUAAAUUAAUUUCUUUUCACCCACCUUUUUAUAAAUCCAUAUCUGUGUCUCCUAAAAAAAAAAUAGAAUGUGCUGUUUUAAGAUAAUGUUUCAAUUGGAAAAUUUUAACUUAAGUUGUGGGGCACUUUUCAUGCUGUUUAAAAGACUGUAUAUCAAAUUGUGCAUCUUAAAUAUGUGCAGUUUGCUUUACGUUAAUUAUACCUCAAUAAAGCUAUUUUUUAAAAGACUAAAUUAAAGCUUGUGUGAAAGUAAUACUAGCAGACUAAGCAUUAAAAUGGACCACUCUGACUACCGGCCUUGUUCUAAACUAUGAAUUAGACAUAAUAUUGCAAUAAUAAUAAACAUUUUUACAUGUCAUUGAGGGAUAAUUAAACGGAGCAUGAAAAUUGGGCCCCAGGUAUAAUUUACUGAAUAUGAAUUUCAUUUUUCUUUUUAAUGAUGUAACAAAAUUUUCAGGGGACUGACUCUUAUGUACAUGUAUUUUAACGUAUCUUCUAUUGUCUUUGUGAGUCUCUUAGACCUGCUGUGAACUGAUCACACUGUGUGGUGCUGCCAGUUUUGC